ACACUGUUGUAUCUAAUUGUAUUGGUAGGAUUGCUCAUGACUGUGGGAACUUAGAUCGCCAUUGCAAUUUCAACCUCCUACCAUAACUAUAUAAAUUACUACCAAGCUUCGUAUUCUUGUAGCUUGUGCGAGAUCAAUCAUGUAUUCAGCUCUACCGGACGAGCUUUGGAGACGGAUACUGGAAAUUGGGAUCCAAAACCCUAGUGAUAACAUCAAGAAAUCUUGCCUAAACUACAAAGAUCUCUGCUGCCUCUCCAUCUCUUGCAGACGCCUCAACAGAUUGUCAAACGAGGAAUCCCUCUGGUCCUCCUUGCUCUCUUCCGAUUUCCCCCAAUUUCACAACCACCCAACACCACCACCACCACCAUCACUUCACUUUUCUUCAUCUUCUAGCAACAACCCACCAUCUCCCAAUUCCUCUUCCAAAUCGCUCUACAAAAUCAGGUUUGAGAGAGACAGAGCGCGUAAGCUUGCAGCUCAUCGGCGGGCUGUUCUUAGAAUUGAGAGUCAAAUUGCUGAGCAUUCAAGAAAGUUGCAAGAGAUACAGCUUCGGGCAGCAGAGGAGACUGAAAAAAUGAAGACAGCAGUUGCAGAACUAUCAAACUUAUGCAAAGCCAGGCAAGCUUCAGUGGCCUUAAAUGUGUGGCAGCCGGAGGUUAUUCGGGGCAGGCAUAAACAAAUAGUUGAGCAAUGUGCUAUACCUGCUGACUCGAGAAUCCAUGCACUUGAGAUGGAAGUUAGGCUUUGCAAGCAGCAGAUUACGGGUCUUGAUAAGGCUUAUAGAGAUGAGAGUACAAGGCUUGAUGCAACAAAGGAGCAGUUGGGAUCCAUAAAGUACCACCCUCUACGAGAUUUCACCUCGACAAGUGGCAGGGUCGAUGAAUGUGGCAUUAAGAGGAAAAAGUCGAGAAAAGACAAUAUUAAAUGUAAGGGGGCUGCGACUCAAGUACAAGAGGCUAGAAAACAAUGAACCUGGUGUAUCAUACGAAUUUUGAGUCUAAAGUGAAGACAGAAAUUGAUGUAGCAAGGUCAGAUGUUAUUGAUUCUGAAUUAAGAAGUACAGUUGCUCGGGGAUUUCUAUUCACAGAAACACAUACUCUAAUCCUUCUCUUCUAGAGCUUUGACUCAAGGGCUUGGCAGCUUCUAUGCAACUCGAAUGGGAAGAUCUUUUUCGGUCUUUGAGAUGCGAAGAUGACGGAAUCUGUUGGACCUUCACUUGAGGGCUUCGCAGUUUGUUUCUCAAAUCAGUCUUCACGAUCUUCUUCAACUGGGUAGAAGAAUGUGUUGAGUUUUGAGGCUUCAGGACAAACUGUUUGUGACUCCAAUCUCCAGGUGUGGUAGGAGUUUGACGGAGCUUCAUCAUGAACGAUUGCCCUGAAGCUGCCAACUUAGGCAGGAAAUGCCUUCGGGGCUUUGGAGGCUUCAAUCCUUGGAGGUUUCCCCCUGAAGCUGCCAACUUGGACAGGAAACACCUUCGGGGCUUUGGAGGCUUCAAUCCUUGGAGCUUUCCCCGUUGGAUGUAUUCAAGUGUUGAAGGUGGACUUGUGUCAGCACGUUCUAAGAGCUUGUAGCUUUGAUAUCUUUUUUUUUUUUGGCUAAGCGAAAGGGUGGGUUGGAUUGAACCAGCGCUGGCAUAGAAUGUUCGGACUUAAGCCAUAGCCUCCCCCUACCGGGAAGAAAAUAUUGAUCCAUAAUGAUGUCACAGGCUCCUUCACCAGGCCCCCACCGAAAUGCAAGUUAAAUUUGGAGCCCUCUCUCCCAACCAUCCGAGUUCCAAUUAUCGAACUCGAGACCGGUAGGAGAGGAGCCGCCUUAUGUUCGCUGCUCCAACCGCUUGAACUACCACGUGGUUGUAGCUUUGAUGUCUCUCGCGCUUGAUGUGAUGUCUUUGUACAUGAUUUGCUUGAUGUAGGAUUGUAGUCUGGAGGCGCCCCCUCUGCCAAAUUUAUAUUGCGGAGAAACUAUUCUUAUGGUUUUUGAAUAUAGUUUUGUUUUAUGGACCGUCUCUUUAGGUU
This is a messenger RNA of Rhododendron vialii, 2015 nucleotides long. Its product is annotated as F-box protein SKIP24. The transcript is spliced from 5 exons. The record is from RefSeq and is a predicted model, not a curated record. Gene Ontology annotation, molecular function: protein binding. The coding region runs from base 140 to 970 and encodes 276 amino acids. Lineage: Eukaryota; Viridiplantae; Streptophyta; Magnoliopsida; Ericales; Ericaceae.